Molecule: messenger RNA, 1715 nt
Organism: Cyprinodon variegatus (sheepshead minnow)
Lineage: Eukaryota; Metazoa; Chordata; Actinopteri; Cyprinodontiformes; Cyprinodontidae
Gene: ccn4
Product: WNT1 inducible signaling pathway protein 1
Exons: 5
Coding region: 205-1290 (361 amino acids)
Biological process (GO): signal transduction; cell adhesion
Cellular component (GO): extracellular region; extracellular matrix
Molecular function (GO): integrin binding; heparin binding
Source: RefSeq, a predicted model, not a curated record
UUUCCACAGUGGGCUGUUCUCCUCCCCACAGACAUUACUUUGGGCUGUCAGCAGAAGGUUUGGGAUCAGAGAGAGGAGAGCUGCAGAAAAUGACAGCCCGGCAGAGGGAUGUAGCUCACCUAGGGGAAAAGAGCUGCGUUUCUGUAGUGUAAACAGAGCGGAACCGGAUUCCUGAUUUAAUGCACGGGCACUUCCUCACCAGUGAUGAGUUGGCUCCUGUUGUGGAUUCUGACAGCAGCUGGGAUUCAACAGGCCUACUCCUUGAAUUCCACUGCCAUGCCACCUGCCACAUCCGUUUCUUCUCCAACCGCAGACCCGUACAACAGAAAACGGUACUGCAAGUGGCCAUGCGAGUGUCCUGAGGUGGCUCCCAAGUGUCCGGCAGGUGUGAGUCUAAUUUUGGAUGGCUGCGACUGCUGCAAGGCCUGUGCCAAGCAGGUUGGGGAGGAGUGCAACGAGGCAGAUACCUGUGACUAUCACAAGGGGCUGUACUGCGACUACAGCUCGGACAAGCCUAGGUACGAAAAAGGAGUGUGUGCAUAUAUGACGGGAACAGGCUGUGAGUAUGACGGUGUGCUCUACCGAAACGGUCAGAGCUUCAAGCCCAGCUGUAAAUACCAGUGUGUGUGCGUGAACGGCGCCAUCGGCUGUGUGUCCCAAUGCUCAGAGUCCCAGCCACCCAGAGUUUGGUGCCAGAGCCCACGGAGAGUCAAAAUUCGGGGGCAGUGCUGUGAACAGUGGAUCUGUGAUGAACCAAGGAGAGGGCGGAAGACAGCACCAAGGCACGCAGUUGAGGUUUUCCCAACUGAGAGCAGGAGCUGGCACAAGAACUGCAUCACUCAGACCACUUCAUGGAGCCCCUGCUCUAAAACCUGCGGUCGUGGCCUUUCAUUGAGGAUCUCCAAUGCAAAUGAUCAAUGUGAGCUCAUCCAGGAGACCCGCUUGUGCAAUCUGAGGCCAUGUGAGGCAGACAUAAUCCAACAUAUCAAGCCAGGAAAAAAGUGUUUGAAUAUCUACAGGGAGGAGCAGUCCUCAAACCUCACUAUUUCUGGCUGCACCAGCAAGAAGCAGUACCGGCCCAAAUACUGUGGCGUUUGCACAGACGAGCGCUGCUGCAUCCCGUACAAGUCGAAGACGGUCGACGUGGAGUUCGAGUGUCCAAACGGGACCGGGUUCACCUGGAAGAUGAUGUGGAUCCAGGCUUGCUUCUGCAACCUCAGCUGCAGAAAUCCCAAUGACAUCUUUGCAGAGCUGGAGAACUACUAUGGUUACCCGGAGGUCAUGAGCUAAAAUGAAGCAUAAUAGCAAAUAAGGCUUGGGUUUUUUAUUCUGUUUUAGAGAAACUUUGCAUUAUUAAUGUGCAAGGUAUUUUUUUAUUAUUGGAAAAUUGUAAAUAUGGAAUAUGUCUCUAAGAUGCAUUCAUGUAGUGAGAAUAUUUGAAGAGGUAAUAAAAAAGCCUAUAUUUAAAGUUUAAUUUAUUCUUUUUAUAUUUUCUGCUUGGCAGCAUGUUUUGCUUUUAACUAUCUUGGAUUGUUCCCUGCUUUAAAGCAACAGUACAUACUUUCCUUAGUAUCAAUAUCUACUGCCUUGCUUAUUUAAGCCUCUUUAAUUGUGUCACGUUUUGACAGGAUACAAGAGCAAAUUCUGUUGUAUCUACUGUGAAUGUAUAUCAAUGAUUGGAAAGAAAAUUUUUUAUUUAAAAUCUAUUAAUUGCA